Messenger RNA from Oncorhynchus masou masou (cherry salmon), 3225 nucleotides. RefSeq names its product kinesin family member 18A (gene kif18a). Gene Ontology annotation, molecular function: microtubule binding; ATP binding; microtubule motor activity. Bases 228 to 2984 code for a protein of 918 amino acids. The record is from RefSeq and is a predicted model, not a curated record. Gene Ontology annotation, biological process: microtubule-based movement. Lineage: Eukaryota; Metazoa; Chordata; Actinopteri; Salmoniformes; Salmonidae. The transcript is spliced from 18 exons.
ACUUCCUACACCAAUACUGCAAUCAAAUGACGGCAACACCAAGCUCACCGACGUCACUCAAGGUGCAUAGCCAAUCAGCUGUUGCGAAAGAAGAGGGGGCUUGUUUUUGAAAAGACGCGCUCGUCUUGGGAGAAAAAGUAGCGGUGGCUGUAACGUUACUUGCUAACAAGCCGCAAUUGCAAAUGUGAGACAUUAGAGUCUAAGAUCAAUACACAAUAAGAAGAGUCAUGGACGUGUGCAGCCAUGUCAAAGUGGUUGUUCGUGUGCGGCCAACUAACGACAAUGAGAAGUGCGAGAACUUCAGGAAUGUGGUCCAAGUUGUGGACAACCACAUGCUAAUAUUUGACCCCAAGGAACAGCAAAUGACAUCUUUCGGGGGACCAAGAGUUCGAAACAGAGAUGUCAACAAGAGAGCCAAUAAGGACCUGAAAUUUGUCUUUGAUAAUGUUUUUGGGGAGGAUUCUUCUCAGGUGGAUAUCUUUGAGAACACCACUAAAAGGAUACUUGAUGGAGUGUUGAAUGGCUUUAACUGUACAGUCUUUGCUUAUGGCGCAACAGGAGCAGGCAAGACACACACCAUGUUGGGCUCAAGCAAUGACCCGGGUGUGAUGUAUCGCACCAUGACGGAGCUCUUCAGCCGUAUGGAUCAAGUCAAGGAAGAGAAAAUAUUUGAUGUAGCAUUUUCUUAUCUUGAGGUCUAUAAUGAGCAGAUCCGGGACCUCUUGGCUAAUGUGGGCCCUCUUGCAGUGAGGGAGGACCCCUCGAAAGGAGUGGUUAUCCAAGGCCUUACUCUGCACCAGCCUAAGUCUGCUGAGCACAUCCUUGAAGCUUUGGAUUAUGGCAAUCGGAAUAGAACGCAGCACCCCACUGACAUGAAUGCCACCUCGUCACGGUCCCAUGCUGUAUUUCAGAUUUACUUGAAGCAACAGGACAGGACGGCUAGCCUUAAUCCAAAUGUCCGUGUGGCCAAAAUGAGCCUGAUUGACCUCGCUGGCUCCGAGCGAGCAAGUGCCACCAAUGCAAAGGGAGCACGUCAACGGGAAGGCGCUAACAUCAACCGUUCACUCCUUGCCCUGGGAAAUGUCAUCAACGCUCUGGCUGACCCUAAGCAGAGUAAGAAAGCCCACAUACCAUACAGGGACAGCAAGCUAACACGACUCCUUAAAGAUUCUCUUGGCGGGAACUGCAGGACGGUCAUGAUCGCCAACAUUAGCCCCUCCUCCAAAUCUUAUGACGACACCCACAACACACUGAAAUACGCCAACCGGGCCAAAGAGAUCAAAUCAUCGCUCAAGAGGAAUGUUGUCAGCUUGGACAGUCACAUCGGCCAGUAUGCAGUGAUAUGUGAGAGGCAGCGAGAAGAGAUCGUUCAAUUGAAGAAGAAGUUGAAAGAAUAUGAGGAGAGGAAGAUGGACCCUCUCGUUCCUGGAGGCUCUAAUACCAUCUCCAGUCAGAACCAAACAGAGAUUCACAAGGUGUCAGAGUCCCUACAGAGCAUUUUCUCCAGCCGCACUCAGAUCAGGAGGGAGCACCUUGUUCUGGAGCGCCAGCUGAAGGAGAACGAGUUACGUCAGCGCCACAGCGAGGAGUGCAACCAGCAGGCCCAGCUCUUCAGUGCCAAAGACAAGACUGAGAAGGCCACCUGCAAGCACGAGCGCAAGCUGGCUUCCCUGCUCACACAGCAGCAGCACAUCCGCAAGAGGCUGGAGGAGGCUGAGCUGCGCUUCCUUGAGAACAACGGCUUGCUGCACCGCGUGGAGAAUGACAUGAAGCUACUGGGACAGGACUCCCAGCCACCAGUGGUACUCCAGAAGGACCUUCACUGCCACAGGCUCCAGCUACAGGUAGAGGACCUCAAGCAGCACAUUGAGCAAAUGACCCACCUCAUCGGCAUCCAGGACCAGGAGAACAAACAGACUAAAAAAAUGGUGCAUAUGCUGCUGCCUGCCUACAGCAGACAGUAUUGGACGCUGAGGGGGUCGGGCCUGGUCACAGCUGCCGACGAGGCUGAGAACCAGGACCUGGAGCACCUGGUCCUCAGGGAGAGGGGUGUGGUGUGGGCCGAUCAGGAGAAGGCCGGGGAACAGAAGGACGAGGAGACCCAGGCUGAGGUUUCCAGGCUUAGGCCAGAGCUCGUACCUAUCCUGUCAUUUUCACACCUCAUCUGUCCCCAUCAAAACAGUCCCUGCAGUAGUGCUGAGAAACAUAAGAGGAGAGUCUCGCUGCGCCUUCAACCCAAUCCAUCAUCGAAAGGCCCAUCGGCCCAGGUGACAGUGAUGGAACCAAUUCCCAAGAAACCUACCAGGAGGAAGCUGGCAGUGUCUCCACCAAACCCUGGGAGUGUUGUCUCCGCGUCAGCGCAGGUUCCCAUGGUCCUCCAGGAGGUUUUAAGACAGGAGGGGAUGUUUCCACUGCUCUACACUCCAGAGGCCAGCAGUACACUCAACAGGCCUUCACUCCUGCCUCUCCAGCACUCUGCAGUCAAUGACCCCAACAUGACAUUUGACAUUGAAGAUGGAGACAAUGAAGCAGAUCUUGCCAACGCUACCGCCAUCCUUUACCAAUGUAGCCCCAAUCAUCAGGCUGAGACUUCGUGCCCCUUGAGUCCAAGCCAACAGCAGGCUCCCCGAGCCAAUGACAUGAGCAAACCCCCCAAAAGACUGGAGAUACCGUCUCUGUUAGACAUCCGACGUGGCAAGACCUACAUGGCCAUGACUUCGGCUGCGCAGGGCAAACGCAAAAUAAACUGCAGCAGCAGAGAGCAGGAAAUCAUUUCAGCACCCAAGCGCAUAAAGCAGGACCCCACAGUAGUAGCAAGCAGACCACUAAGAGUGCGUCGUUUUGCUGGGUCAGAGGAGAACGAGCCCAGAAGAGUUAUGAGGAGUGUUUCUGAGGGGAAUCUUCACCUCAUGGAUGUUCAGAGAAAAAAGUCCAUAUUCUAUAAAACCUCCCAGAAAUUCAAGAGUGUGACAAAGAGGAUGUGAGACCUGCUUUUGACCAGAUGUUGCUGAUGUCGUGUAGAUAUUGGGGAAUUGUGUGUAGCUAUGGAGAGAGAAAUUAAGUCCUAUGGAUUUCUUGAAUCGUUUUUGCUUGAAUUGUGUAUGAUUCUGAAGUUGUUCUUAGUUUUAUUUUAGUUUGUAGAAUUAAUGUUUUUACAUGAUUUUCUACAUUAAUAUUUGUUGUACCAAUAAUUUGUUAUUUAGUAAUAAAAUGUUUAACUACUAA